Molecule: messenger RNA, 312 nt
Organism: Prunus armeniaca (apricot)
Lineage: Eukaryota; Viridiplantae; Streptophyta; Magnoliopsida; Rosales; Rosaceae
Source: the annotation of a GenBank genome assembly
AUGGCGUCCACUGACCUUCCGCCAAUCAUGCUAGACCACCUCUACUCCAUGGAUGACGAUCUUAAAGCAGAAGGGACGCUCCUGUUGCUUGAAGAUGCCCGUAAAAAUCCCGUUGUUGGUGAUGAGCCAUCCCCUGAGACUGCUCCUGUAAUUAAUCCUGCCUCCAUAUCCAGAUGCUGCAUUGAAAAGGGCCUCUUUCCAGCCAUUCCCCUAUUCUUCCAAUAUCCUUGCAGCAUCAGUAAAGGUUGGUCAGAAUGGGUCGACCGUGAACUGCGGGAUCCAUCCACAUGCAACAUCCUGCGCAGAGCAUAA